Messenger RNA from Xiphias gladius (swordfish), 2772 nucleotides. RefSeq names its product trehalase (brush-border membrane glycoprotein) (gene treh). The transcript is spliced from 15 exons. The coding region runs from base 110 to 1849 and encodes 579 amino acids. Gene Ontology annotation, molecular function: alpha,alpha-trehalase activity. NCBI's taxonomy places the organism in Eukaryota, Metazoa, Chordata, Actinopteri, Istiophoriformes, Xiphiidae. Gene Ontology annotation, biological process: trehalose catabolic process. The record is from RefSeq and is a predicted model, not a curated record.
UGUGUUGCUGCUGCUCUGUUCCGAUGUCUUAAAAUAAACUCUGACCUAGAAGCGGUUUAAGACCAAAGUCUUACCCGUACUCGGUUGUCACUUCAGUUUAUAGCUCAAGAUGCAUAGCUGGAUGGUGUUUUGCUUUUCAUCAGCUGCUCUUUUGGCCAGUGGAAAGACUGUUUUUCCACCACCAUGUGACAGUGAGAUAUAUUGUACUGGGUCCAUCUUGCAUCAGGUACAGAAAGCUAAACUUUUUGAUGACGACAAGUACUUUGUUGACAUGAAGCUGAAGGUAACGCCUGACGUUAUUUUGAUGGCUUUUCACAACCUUUCAAAUGAAACCCCAAACAAGACUGUCCCACGUGCCAAACUGCAGGAGUUCCUCAGUGUGUACUUUGAGAAACCAGGGACAGAGUUUGAGUCAUGGACCCCACCAGACUGGCGUGACAAGCCAAAGUUCCUGGGAGGAAUAGCAGACCAAAAACUACGUGACUGGGCUGAGAAGAUACAUAAUCUGUGGAAGUCCCUUGGUAGAAAGAUCCACGCCGGCGUCAAAUAUCACCCGGAACUCUACUCGCAGAUAUAUGUCCCACAUCCCGUCGUCGUGCCGGGGGGGCGCUUCAGGGAAAUCUACUACUGGGACUCCUACUGGGUCAUCAACGGGUUACUGCUGUCAGAGAUGACGGACACGGCCCACGGGAUGAUUCAAAACUUCCUCCACCUCGUCAACAGAUAUGGCUUCAUUCCAAAUGGUGGGCGGAUUUACUAUGAAAGGCGCAGUCAGCCUCCGUUCCUCACUCUAAUGGUGGAGAGCUACUAUCAAGCUACAAAGGAUAAAGAUUUCCUCAGAGCAGCCUUGCCGGCUCUGGAGCGGGAGUACCAAUUUUGGAUGCAGAACCGUUCUGCGGCUGUGAAAGUAAAUGGGACAGAGCACGUGCUGAAUCGGUAUCACGUGCGGGUGGGCUGGCCCAGGCCUGAAUCCUACAUAGAUGAUCUGGAAUUAGCUGAAGGACUCACUGACGACCGUAGAGAUCAGCUGUGGAUGGAUCUGAAAGCGGGUGCAGAGUCCGGCUGGGACUUCACAUCCCGCUGGUAUAGAGACGGUGACGGCGACGGCAGUGGCACCCUCCGAGAGACCCGCACCAGUCAGAUUCUGCCCACUGACCUCAACGCUCUGCUCUGCCUCAAUGAGAAGACGCUCGCUUCAUUUCACAGGAUGCUGGGUGAUGGUGACUCAGCUGCUCCGUACGACCAGGCUGCAGCCCGCAGACGGGGGGCGAUGGAGUCUGUGCUGUGGGAUGCUGAGAGGGGGGCCUGGUUUGACUACGACCUGAUGACGCACUCGAAACACUUAGAGUUUUACCCCUCCAACCUGGCACCUAUUUGGGCACAGUGCUAUUCUCGGCCCGAGAUGGGGGAGAGGGCAGUACGCUAUCUGAAGGGCAGUGGCGCUCUGCGGUUCCCCAACGGCGUCCCGACGUCGCUGAGAGAAACCGGGCAGCAGUGGGACUACCCCAACGCGUGGCCCCCGUUACAGCACAUGCUCAUCAACGGUUUAUCCAAACUACCUUCAGAGGAUGCUAAACAACUGGCAUUUGAUUUGGCCCAGCGCUGGAUCAAGACAAACUGGUUGGCGUACAUGAAGUAUGGCGCCAUGUUUGAAAAGUACGAUGUGAACAGAGAUGGCAAACCUGGUGGUGGAGGAGAAUAUGGAGUUCAGGCGGGUUUUGGUUGGACCAACGGCGUGGCCCUGCAGCUCCUGGACCAGUAUGGGGCGACUCUCACCUCGGGAAGCAGACGUGUGUUUUCUGGUCUCCUGCUGCCUCUGGUCAUCUCAGCCACUCUAAUGCUCCAAUGAAUCAGAGGUGACAACAGAGCCUGACUGGAGAUUUGAUUUUAUUAUUCCUGGUUUCACUGCACUACAUCACUACUGCACACUGAGAGAACUCAGACAAACACAAAAUGACAUUAAAAAUGUGCUAUUUUUCAAAGUCCUAGAUGAUAAGGAUCGCUCUUAUUUGCAGAAGGAACAACAUAUGAUUUAUCACAGCAAAGAAUUCCUUUGAUGAAUGUUUUAGUAUUUAUCGUUAGAGGUACAUGAGUCAAAUCAUUUAGGCGCUGCCGGACUCUCUAGUAAUGCAGGCUGUUAGUUCUCGUUGAUGCUUGGAUCAUAACGUUUAGUUGCCACAGAUAUUGAACUGACAUUACAAAAAGUUAUUCACUUAAUUCGAUCAUAAAGUUUAAUUCUGUGCUGUACCUUGACUCCCACCGAGGCUCUGUUUGCAUGCAAGAGGAAGUUGGACUGUGUACGAGCUCAUGUAAGAAAUCAAAUGUGAAGUAAAAUGCUUUAAUGAUGUUUAAAACCUAGUAGUCUUUCUUAUAUGUGACUCCUCAAGACACUUUUAUACAAUUUUUUGAAAAUCAACCAAAGAAUUUUAGAUGGCAUUGGUGGCUUUAUCACAUAUUAAAUACUGCACAGUGGUGAAUUCCCACACAGAGUCGACACUAAGUUUAUGGAACGUGCAGUGUUUGCAUGUUCCAUAACACUUCAGUAAACAAAUAAUUCAUCAAACAACGGCCAGUAUCAUUGCACGUUAAGAUUAUUUUUGUUCCUUUUUAUACGUACGUAGAACAGAUGUAUGUGGUGGCAGGUGGCAAAACACAACAAGAAGACAGAAGACGCAGCAUUGCUAACCGCGCCGAAAAAUACAUCGCGUUUUUGGCGGACUCUGCCACUAACAAUGAAAACUGAUAUAUAGAGGAUUAAAAAUGAUGACCACA